GAGUGAUUGAAAGCAUAGAGGAAUGAUGUCAUAGAAAACUCUACCACUGAUUGGAGUUGAGGUUCCCCUGGCAAGCCUAUAAAAGUAGCAAAGUCCACACCAGGAAAAAGCAAGGGGAGGGAAAUCUGGAGUGUGAGAAAUUCUGGGAUCUUCAGUGUUUGGUGUGAUACAGACUCCUAAGUGAAGAUGUGGUACUGUGGAUAUAUACUGGUCUCCUGCCUCUUCACUGUCACUCUGUUCAGUUGCAGUGCCACUGGCUUCCAAGUGCUAUCGGAAAAAUCAGAGUCUCUCACCCAGAAGUUUCUGGGCCCUGUGGCUUUGAAGAAGUCUGGAUCCCUGGUCUGGUCCAAUGACGAGAAAUCUUCCAGCACACAGAAAGACAAACUACUGCUCCUCGAUCAACUGGUGCAUGUAGAAAAGAAUGCCAUUGAAAUCAAGAGGAAGAGAAGCUUCCCUGGAGAGAACAUGCCACUGGAUCGCCUGUCUGUCAGCACAAUGGAUACAAAAAGCAAACGGAAAUACCACGCUGGGGAGGGAGGGAACGGGAAGGCAGUGAGCAUUCCUAGAAGGCAAAUGAGUGUUCCUAUUGACCGGAUUGGAAUUGGGCGAUUCCCCAGCAAACGAGGCUAAACUCUGUUCAUGCUCUGGUGGUCCCUCACAAGUAGAAGACUGGGAAAAUGUCAGCAUGCUCCAUGAUACCAGUUUACUUUUAAAUGUAGCUCAAAAAACAUAUAGACCCUCCUCACCCUGGUCUACUGGAGACUUUAUAGCACCCAGACAACUGUAGAGCAGGGUGAGAGAAAAGCCCAAACGGCAGACUGAACACCCAGGACUCUGCCCCAAUGCUGUGUGUUCAGUUCAUUUAGCAUCUCCCUUUAUAUACACAAUGUCUUCACACUGACUUAGGGUCAACCUUGACAUUAAAACUGAUCAUAAGGAAAUAUUUGUAGUGUUAAUUGUUCAUAAGAAUAUUAGAAUAUUUCUUUUACAAAUAUGUGCACAAAAUAUACAUUCAUUUGGUUUUAAAUGAGCUUAAAUUCAUUAACUUUGAAUAUAUCAAUCCAUCCAUCCAUUUUCCAAACCUCUUAUCCUUCUGGGUCGCGGGAAGUCCGGAGCCUAUCUCAGAAGCUACGGGCACAAGGUGGGAAACAACCCAGGCCGGGGGGCCAGCCCAUCACAGGGCACACUCACACACCAUUCACACCUAUGGGCAAUAUAGUAACUCCAAUUAUCCUCAGAAUUCUUUGCAGUCUUUGGACUGUGGGGGGAAACUGGAAUACCCAGAGGAAACCCCACGACAACAUGGGGAGAACAUGCAAACUCCACACACAUGAAACCCAGGCAGAGACUCGAACCCUGGUCCCAGAGGUGUGAGUCAACAGUGCUAAUCACUGUGGUUGUGUUUCACGUUCACUUAUCUAAUAACAUGCACUGACACUUACUAUUUUCUCAGUGAAAACCAUUAUAUCUGUUGUAACUCAACUGACACACCAAGCUAAAAUUAUACAGCAGGAUAUGAUUUAUAAAGACUUUGUCCCAUUCCAAUCAACUUCCCAAGAAUAUAUGUUAUACAAGUUGGAUAAAAAAGUGCCAAGUUAGUCAAGCUAAUAAAGAUAUUCAAUAAAAGA
Molecule: messenger RNA, 1628 nt
Organism: Paramormyrops kingsleyae
Lineage: Eukaryota; Metazoa; Chordata; Actinopteri; Osteoglossiformes; Mormyridae
Gene: ostn
Product: osteocrin
Biological process (GO): hormone-mediated signaling pathway
Molecular function (GO): signaling receptor binding
Source: RefSeq, a predicted model, not a curated record